Messenger RNA from Colletotrichum graminicola M1.001, 768 nucleotides. Its product is annotated as glycosyl hydrolase family 61. The transcript has a single exon. Bases 1 to 768 code for a protein of 255 amino acids. Lineage: Eukaryota; Fungi; Ascomycota; Sordariomycetes; Glomerellales; Glomerellaceae. The record is from RefSeq and is a predicted model, not a curated record.
AUGUACGCCAAAGCUCUCGUCACCGCUCUCCUCGGCGCCACCGCCGUCUCUGCCCACGGCUUCGUUGAGAAGAUCACGGCCGGCGGCCAGACAAUCACCAACUACAACCCCUCGACCGCUCCUUACGCCAACCCGAAGCCGGAGACCCCUGGCUGGAACGCCGACCAGCCUGAUCUCGGCUUCGUCUCCCCCAGCGCCGCAAACAACCCCGACAUCAUCUGCCACAAGUCGGCCACUCCCGGCAAGAAGAGCGUCACGGUUGCUGCCGGUGAGAAGAUCACCCUCGCCUGGAACACUUGGCCCGAUUCCCACAAGGGCCCCGUCAUCGAGUACCUUGCCAAGUGCAGCGGCGACUGCUCUUCCGCCACCAAGACCAACCUCAAGUUCUUCAAGAUCUCCGAGAAGGGUCUCAGCGGCGGUAAGUGGGCGGCCGAAGAGCUCAUCAGCAACGGCAACAAGUGGGAGGUCACCAUUCCCAGCGACAUCGCCGCCGGCAACUACGUCCUCCGUCACGAGAUCAUCGCCCUCCACAGCGCCGGUCAACAGAACGGUGCUCAGUUCUACCCCCAGUGCAUCAACCUCCAAGUCACCGGCGGUGGCUCUGCCAACCCUUCGGGCGUUGCCGGCACCAGCCUCUACACUGCUACCGACAAGGGCGUCCUCUUCGACAUCUACAGCGGUGCCACCAGCUACCCCAUUCCCGGCCCCGCUGUCUACAGCUCCAAGAAGCGCCGUAGCCACGCUCGCGACAUCGUCGUCGCCAACUAA